GAAGAGGAGGAGGAGGAGGAGGAGGAGGGGGAAGUAGCAGCAGUAUGGGUGCUUACCUGUCGCAACCCAACACGGUGAAGAGCUCCUGCGAGCAAUGCACCGACAAAUUCGGCUUUGGCGUCUCGGCCAUGCAAGGCUGGAGGGUCUCCAUGGAGGAUGCCCACAACUGUAUCCCUGAAUUGGACGAAGAAACUGCUAUGUUUGCAGUUUAUGACGGACAUGGAGGUGAAGAAGUGGCACUAUACUGUGCAAAGUACCUGCCUGAUGUCAUUAAGAACCAACAGGCUUAUAGGAAUGGAAAAUUGCAGAAGGCACUGGAGGAUGCCUUUCUGUCCAUAGAUAGCAAGCUUACAGAGGAGCUAGUCAUCAAGGAACUCGCCCAAAUUGCAGGCCGACCCCAGGAGGAUGACGGCGAGAAAGUUGCUGACGAAGAUGAUGUUGACCAUGAGGAGGCUGCACUUUUACAUGAAGAGGCUACAAUGACAAUUGAAGAGUUACUCACCCGAUAUGGACAAAAUCAGAACAGUGCCAAACAUGCAAAGAGCAAAACUUCCCCCAAUGUCAAGAAACCUCCACCCAAAGAUGGAGAUAAAAACAAAACUGAAAAGGAGAUUAAUGGAGAGCUGGAGAGCAGUGAAGUGGGCAUGGGUGAGAUAAAAAGCAAAAACGGGAAAUCAGAGGGGACCGUGGGAAUCUCCUCGAGCUCUGAUUGCGGAGGUGAGGAAGCUGGACUGGCGAGUGGGGAUAGCACUACUGGAUCUGGUUCAGAUAAAGAAGCUCCCAAAGCCAGCAAGGGCACCGCUGAAGAGGCUGUUGUGUCAUCAUCCACAGCUGAUGCUGGACCAUCCUGCUCAUCAUCUGCCAAAUCACAGCGGGCAGCCAAGUCAGUCUUCUUUGAGGACAGUGAGGAUGAAUCCGAAGAAGCAGAAGAGGAAGACAGUGGAGAGGAUUGCAGUGAAGAGGAGGAAUACAGUAGUGAAGAGGAGGAGGAAGAUGAGGAGGAGGAAGAUGAAGAGCAAGAUGACAGUGAUGAAGCAGAAGAGGAAGAUGAUAUUAUGUUGCCUGGAAUGGAUGGUAAAGAGGAGCCUGGCUCAGACAGUGGUACGACAGCUGUUGUGGCACUGAUCCGUGGGAAGCAACUGAUAGUGGCCAAUGCAGGAGACUCCCGGUGUGUUGUUUCGGAGAAUGGCAAGGCUAUUGAUAUGUCCUAUGAUCACAAACCAGAAGAUGAAGUGGAACUGGCUAGAAUCAAGAACGCUGGUGGAAAAGUUACUUUGGAUGGGAGAGUCAAUGGAGGGCUAAAUCUCUCUCGAGCAAUAGGUGAUCAUUUCUACAAGAGGAAUAAGAACCUUCCUCCAGAGGAACAGAUGAUCUCGGCACUUCCUGAUCUCAAGGUGUUGACAUUAAAUGAUGACCAUGACUUCAUGGUGAUUGCUUGUGACGGUAUAUGGAAUGUAAUGAGUAGCCAGGAAGUUGUAGAUUUCAUCAGUGAGCGCAUCAACAAGCUGGAUGAGAACGGAGACUUGAGGUUGCUGUCAUCCAUAUCUGAAGAGCUCCUGGAUCAGUGUUUGGCACCUGACACGUCAGGAGAUGGUACUGGAUGUGACAACAUGACUUGUAUUAUCAUCACUUUUAAACCACGGCCUGUGAAAAUCCAGGCUGAUUGCAGCAAGCGAAAACGUCCCGACUCGACAGACGAGAGAGAAAAUGGGAAGAAAGCGAAAAAUGAAUAACAGCGUACCCAAGGAGGUGGGGGUGGUUGGGAUGCAACUGAGACCCGACGUCAUUGUGUAAUUAAAGAACUUGAGAUCUUUUUUUUAAAAAAAUAUAGCAAGAGAUUGCUGAAAAUUGUAUAAAAAUAAAUCUGGAGUAUUGUACAAUGUAGCCUUAGUUUGCCACCCUAGGUUACUGUGUGCCUGAAGCACACACCCUUUAGCAGCAGUCAAUCCAGGAACCCUACAUUGUAGCACACUGGCUCUUGGAGACAAAAAGAAGUGGCUGUUUAUUGAGUUUGUUAUUGUGAGGGUUUUUUGGCGUCUGGAAAUGUCCAUUCCUUUUUUCUCAUAGGGUUUUUGAUACAGGAAGUACUUUGAUUCACUCCAAGAAGAAACACAAAGCUUCAGAAGCCAAACUGGAUGAUACUUAAUCAUUACAGGAAUCAGAAAUGAGGGCUCCUUUUUUUUUUGAAAAAGAAGUUUUAAGAAAAGGAGUGUGUGGGGGGUUUUGGGGUGGGGGGGUAGAGGGAGAUGUUGAAUAUGCAUCAACAUUGAGUUUGUUUCAAAAAUGAGCUGUUCAACUGAGUGCCAUUUGUCUAUGCUUGAAGAUGGAAAUAACGUGUCACAGUGUGAUCAUAGUCGCUGUUUUGUGCUAGCGAUCCUUUUGUGUUGAGAUGAGGAAGAGUUGGGAAAACAUUUGGGGCUUUGGAAUUUUUUCAAUGUUUCAAUUUUUAAAAAAAAUCAGGAGAACAUUAAAAUUUUGGAGGUAUAUGAAUUUGUAACCAUAAAGGCAAUGUUGAACUUCAAAGGGAUUUCAGCUCUCUUUUCACUUCCUUUGUAAAACUGCAUUCAUCUAAAUUAAUGUCAACAUCACCAUAGACAUCAAAAAGAUGAAGUCAUGAAGCUGCACUGCCUCGUGAAUGCUACAAUGGAGAGGAACUUUCAACCACUUUUAUAUAUUAAAAGAAAACCAUUUUUAA
Messenger RNA from Carcharodon carcharias (great white shark), 2695 nucleotides. It is a transcript of the gene ppm1g, whose product is annotated as protein phosphatase, Mg2+/Mn2+ dependent, 1G. Lineage: Eukaryota; Metazoa; Chordata; Chondrichthyes; Lamniformes; Lamnidae. The transcript has 10 exons. Gene Ontology annotation, biological process: protein dephosphorylation. Gene Ontology annotation, cellular component: nucleoplasm. Gene Ontology annotation, molecular function: cation binding; protein serine/threonine phosphatase activity. The coding region runs from base 45 to 1733 and encodes 562 amino acids. The record is from RefSeq and is a predicted model, not a curated record.